GGCGGCCGGUUGCGGCGGGAGGCGCCCGGACCGCCCCGCGCCGCCGGGCCGGGGCAGCGCCGCGCCGGGCAUGGUGUGCGGGCGGCGGGGCUGCUCCGCCGGCCCCCGCCCGCCGCUCCCGCCGCGCCAUGGAGCUGGAGAACAUCGUGGCCAACACCGUCCUGCUCAAGGCCCGCGAAGGAGGUGGCGGCAAGCGGAAAGGCAGGAGCAAGAAGUGGAGGGAGAUCCUCCGGUUCCCGCACAUCAGCCAGUGCGAUGAGCUGCGGAAGGGCCUGGAGCCGGACUACGGCAGCCUGUGCCAGAAGCAGCCCAUCGGCCGGCUGCUCUUCCGGCAGUUCUGCGAGAUGCGGCCGGAGCUCCUGCGCUGCAUCCGCUUCCUGGACGCCGUGGCGGACUACGAGCUCUCCCCGGAUGAGAAGCGGAAGGAGAUGGGGGAGGAGAUCAUCCGUCGGUUCCUCAAGCAGGAGUCCCCAGAUUUCCUCCCCGAGGUCGGCCAGCCCCACGCGAGCCGGUGCCUGCAGGACCUGCAGAAGAGCCCCUGCAAGGACCUCUUCAGCAGCUGCCUGCGCCCCCUGCAUGAGUACCUGAGUGGGGACCCCUUCGCCGACUACCGGGACAGCAUGUAUUUCGACCGGUUCCUGCAGUGGAAGUACUUGGAGAGGCAGUCGGUCACCAAGGACACAUUCCGGCAGUACCGGAUCCUGGGCAAGGGCGGUUUCGGAGAGGUGUGUGCCUGUCAGGUGCGGGCCACGGGGAAGAUGUACGCCUGCAAGAAGCUGGAGAAGAAGCGGAUCAAGAAGCGGAAAGGGGAGGCGAUGGCCCUGAAUGAGAAGCAGAUCCUGGAGAAGGUCAACAGCCGGUUCGUGGUGAGCCUGGCGUACGCCUACGAGACGAAGGACGCGCUCUGCCUGGUGCUGACCAUCAUGAACGGCGGCGACCUCAAGUUCCACAUCUACAACAUGGGCAACCCCGGCUUCGAGGAUGAGCGCGUGGUCUUCUACGCGGCGGAGAUCUGCUGCGGGCUCCAGCACCUGCACCAGGAGGGCAUCGUCUACCGGGACCUGAAGCCAGAGAACAUCCUGCUGGAUGAUGAUGGCCACAUCAGGAUCUCUGACCUGGGGCUGGCUAUCAAGAUUCCUGAAGGCGAGACCAUCCGGGGCCGCGUGGGCACUGUCGGCUACAUGGCCCCGGAGGUGAUCAACAACGAGCGGUACACCUUCAGCCCCGACUGGUGGGGCCUGGGCUGCCUGGUGUACGAGAUGAUCGAGGGGCAGUCGCCCUUCCGCGCCCGCAAGGAGCGGGUGAAGCGGGAGGAGGUGGAGAAGCGGGUGCAGGAGGACCAGGAGCUGUACUCGGACAAGUUCAGUGAGGAUGCUCGGGCCAUCUGCAAGAUGCUCCUGGCCAAGGACCCCAAGCAGCGGCUGGGCUGCGGGGCUGACGGGGCGGCCGAGGUGAAGCGCCAUCCCUUCUUCAGGACCAUCAACUUCAAGCGCCUGGAGGCCGGUAUCAUGACGCCGUCCUUCGUGCCGGACCCCCGGGCGGUUUAUUGCAAGGAUGUGCUGGACAUCGAGCAGUUCUCGACCGUGAAGGGCGUCAACCUGGACCAAACCGACAACGAUUUCUACGCCAAGUUUGCCACGGGCAGCGUCUCCAUCCCCUGGCAGAAUGAGAUGAUCGAGACUGAGUGCUUCAAGGACCUCAAUGUGUUCGGACCCAACGGGACCCGCUCCCCCGACCUGGACUGGAGGCAACUGCCUGAGCCCCCCAAGCGGAGCCUUCUGCAGAGGCUCUUCCGACGCCACCCGGCCGAGUACACCAUCGGCACCACCAUCCACCCUCCCAACGCGGCCGCCGUGAACUCACACCCUCCCGCGGCCAACUCUGCCUGCCGAGCCCCGGCCACGGCACCGGCACCAUCCUGACCCCUCUCGUUGUCCCGGGGGAGCCGCUGGGAUGGGGCAGCCCCCAGCCCCCCCCCCGUGCCCUCUCAGGGUUAUCUUGGACCGGCUCAGGGGCCGGGGUCUCCGGGGAUGCUCGAAAAGGCGAGGCAGGAUGCUGGCGCAGAUGGAUGCGGGCUGACGUGUGUGGGCAGGGGGUGAUGGAGGGGCACUGGGGCAGGAGCAGGGUCUGCCUAACCCCAACCCUGGCAGCUCCCCAGCCCCCUUUCCCCCAGCCCCACAUCCAGCCUGUUCUCGGGGGCUCCUGCUGCAGGACCACCCCCACCUGACCCCCAGCCGCUGCUGGGGAAGGGGCCAGGGCAGGGACCUAUUUUUGCUGCGUUUGAGCCCGUUAUCUUAUCGCUGGCUCAGUGCGUGACCUCUGCGGGCACGGGGGGGCUGCGGGUUUAUCUGCGCUCUCCAAAUAGAAACAAAGGUAGCCUUGGAGCAGGGGGUGCCCCUGGCUCCCCCGGCUCCCCCCAGCCAUGCUGCAGGGUCCCCACAGUGGGAGGGAUGGGUUCGUCCUGACAGAGUCCCCUCCCCAGGGGGACGCUGCCCCCUCCCUCUUGCUCCAGCCACCACAAAGUGAACCAGGUUCAGAAAAGGGAAUUUUCUCCAACGUGGCUGGUCUGGGGGUGGGUAGGGGGGGCUCCCUUGGUCCUUACGGGACAGCUCGGGACAGCCUUGGGGUGCACCAGCCUUGCCCCGGGGCUGGUGGGAUGCACAACGGGCACAGUGCCCAUGGGGCUGGGUGUGCAAGGGGCAGCGAGCACCCAUGGGUGUGCAAAGGACAGGCAGUGCACGUGGGCGUGCAAGGGACAGCGCACGUGGGCUGGGGGGGCCGUGCCACGGGUGCCCAGGCCCCGGUGACUUUGGGUCCCAGCGAAUCUGCCUCCGGCGCCUUUGGUUUACAUUCGAUCCGGUUUUGUACAUUUGUAAACAGUUGUAAAUAUUUGUACGUUGAGUGCCUGGAUGUACAUUUUUAAGCUAAAAGUUGCAAACGGA
Molecule: messenger RNA, 2942 nt
Organism: Phalacrocorax carbo (great cormorant)
Lineage: Eukaryota; Metazoa; Chordata; Aves; Suliformes; Phalacrocoracidae
Source: RefSeq, a predicted model, not a curated record